This is a messenger RNA of Vitrella brassicaformis, 1742 nucleotides long. NCBI's taxonomy places the organism in Eukaryota, Vitrellaceae. The record is from the annotation of a GenBank genome assembly.
CCGACAGAGUGGAUUCAUCAACGGGCGUCUUCUCGCACGCACAGAGAGAGUCUGUUCGACGUCCCAAAUCAUAUCACGCCAUCACAUCACCGAAAACUUCAUCCGGCAUGCACCCGUUCAUCAACAAUUUCAUGACGCGGCGCUGGCCAGAGCCUUCUGGUUGAGACCUGUGCCCUCGUCGGCCUGCUGUAGCUGCGCGCUCUCCCUGACGGCCCGCACAACGAGCGACGGACGAGACGCAGCGCACUCGGGGCACCCACGCCGCUGCACACAAACGGACAUUGACACACACACGUGUGUUGAUGCCUUUCUGUCACGCAAAUGUGAAUGUGUGUGGUUACUUACUUGUGUGAUGUGUUGUGUGGGAGUGAGCGAGAAGUUGCCGUGAGUGGGGCAGCGAAUCGUGACCGGCUUGUCUGGGCCGAGGUACUCGACGCUGUCAUAGCCAUACCUGAUCGACCGACAUGGCACGUGACACACGCCAACAGGCACGACAGACACGGUGUGACGACCAAACACAUGGAUGGAUGGGGGCAGGGGCCUUCACUGCAUUGGUCCGAUUGCUGACCUUCCCCUGUGUAUCCUCUCAGCGUCCUCAACGAAGGCUUUGCCAGCCUUCAAUCAAACACACAGGCCAGGCAGCACAGCACACACAUCCCUGACUGACAGCUGUUCACACAAUCCAAGCCCACCAUGCACUGCCACCUGUUUGAACGCUCCCUCUGCCCUCGCCACCUGCCGCCUCGACGCGUUGCGCCUCGCAAGGCUGGACGCCGCCAAAGCCAGACCGCCGAACACGUCACUCUCACCACCACCAGAGGGCCGAUCGCUGCUGCCACCCUGGUGUGUGGUGGAUGGUGGCCGCCUGCGGUAGACUGAGUACCGCAGCUUGUCCUCACACCUUGGGCACCCCUGACGCUUCUGCACCAGAAAGAGAUCACGGGUGUAUGUGUGUAGGUGUGUGUCCUUCUCUCUCUUUCUCUGUGUGGUUGUGCGUGUGCGUGCCUUGAGGUGUUCGUUGAUGGUGAGGGUGAAUUCCCCGUGCUGCGGGCACACAAUCGUCAGGUAGUCGUUGCCACCUGAGUGAAGGACGGAUGACACACACACACACACACACACACACACAUGGGACAAUAGAGAUGCGGCGGGCCUUUCCGUCCGUGCGUCUGUUCUUACUUGCGUAGUUGACUUUGGAGUAGUCAUAGCGAUUGCCUGCAUCCACACACCCACGGCACACAACACACUACACCCCUAUAUGCAGUGAGUGAGGGCAGCUGACUCUCUGUCUGUCUGUCUGGUCUGUCUGGUCUGUCUGGUCUGUCUGUCUUGUCUGUCUGUCCACCCACCGUGCACCCUUGAGCAGUCAUACAUCAGGUUCUUCCUGCACACACACAGAAAGGCCCACACAGCGACACACGUCGAAUGAAUGCACCUCGCUGCUUCCGUGUUGCAUGCCCCCUGCACACCUGAAAGCGCCAGCAUCCGCCCUCUCCGCCUUGGACAUCCGCAGCGCCCUCAGAGCCCUCACACACUGACUCACAGCAAGGUAAUGGCUGCACGGGCUGCCCGCGGCCUGCGCAUAGCGGCAGGGGUGGUUGCCGAGCGCCCGCAUCAUCAUCAUCACGCAGACUCCAUCAAGUCAACGAGGAGAAGCUGAAAGACAGCAAUUUGAGUCGAGUCAGAGCAACGAAAGAUCAGUCACGCCCGUCACGUGGACGAGCUCAGUGGCGCCAGAGGGAGAG